AUGGAGGGCGGCUUUCCUAAUGGUGACGGGGGACGCGGGGCGGCGCUCGGGGUGCGGGGGUGCGCGCGGCGCACGCACCCCAUUGGCUGUGCGGCCUGCGUGAGUGCGUACUCCCCCUGCCGCGUGCGUGCCUUCGCGCGUUCGCCAGUCACACUCCGACCGCCGCGACAGACGGACGUGCUUCCCUCGGCGUCAACUGAAGUACGCGCGCCCGCUUUCCCCGUAACAGUUGUAUUUCACGCGUAUUGGGAC
Iphiclides podalirius (scarce swallowtail) is the source of this 252-nucleotide messenger RNA. Lineage: Eukaryota; Metazoa; Arthropoda; Insecta; Lepidoptera; Papilionidae. The record is from the annotation of a GenBank genome assembly.